UCAAUGACUUGGUUUGCUAAACCUGAGGGGUCUGCUGUGGGCCAUCUUGUUAUCUCUCAUAGUCUCGUACUAUAUUUUGUUUGAGCAUGAUCUAGUACUAUAUUUUUUAUAAGCUGGGCAAUACCGUACUAAUGAUUAGUCACACCUCAGUGGAGGUUUCUUUUAACAAUAUCCUGCAACUCUCAUUGCAGUUUAUCCAUAUUGGCUAACAGAAUAGGGCCUUAACUACAUUAAAUAAUCCCUCAAUAGGUAAAGUAAUACCAAUGAUACUUUUUUAGGACAGUGAAACAAUCAUAUCAUAAAAAACUGAAAUACAUUUAAGUUAGCAUUGAUAAUAGGAAUAAUAGACAUGUUGCAGUUUCUAUUUAAUUUAGACUAGAUGUUCACCUAAACAAGCAGAACUGGCCUUCUUCAUAUAGUUGAGAUAAUGCCUUGUAGAGUGAAAGUGGAUACCGAUCACUCUGCAUUUAGGCUUUUUGCUGAUUUUAGUUGAGUAAUUGUCGAGCAUAGGUUGUGGUUGUAGGAAUAUGGUGCAAGUUAGAGAUGGAAGGUCUUUGACUCCUUGUGACUGUGAAUGUAUGGAAGAAAUGUUCAUAGCUUGAAAUACCAGCAGUUAGCUAGAAAAGCUAAAGGGAAUUAAUGUAAACUUAUUGACCUCCACUUGUAGUUGUUGCUAUCCAUGUAUUAAUUAUGUACAUUGAGAUUGUUUUGAGAGAAGCAAUGUAGCAUUGCCUGGUCGAGCUCUUUGCUGCAGAUAGCUUUUUCCACCACAAAGUUCUUGCUUAGCUAAUCUUUUGUAACCGAUCACAUAACCUAAUUUCUUACUCUUCAUGAUUUGGUUAUAUGCAAAUGCAUGGUACACAGAUUUGUGCUUUUCAAGCUUUAAACAGCAUAGAAAUAUAUUUUACCUUUUUGGGGUUAUGUUCCAAAAAAUAUACAGUAGUUACCAUGGUAUGUUACGAAACUUCUUUGAAGUGUACAUCCAAGGUCAGGACAUGUGUGUAUUAAGUACUGAUGAUACAUCAGUGAAAUUAUUUUCCUGUAUUAUGCAUUUAAGGUCAGAACAGGAAAGGAGGCUUAUUGAGCUUUAUUUUGUGGUUUGUUUCUGGAAUCCUGGGUUUCAGAUUUGUUUGAGUUCCAUAGUUUUUCACUCAGUAUGUUACUCAUAAGUGUUUACAGGAUCAGAUGCACCUUGGAAGUUAAUUUGUUAUUGGAAAAAAGAUGCUCAUCAACUCUACGUUGGAAGAUUCAGUAAUUGGUUACUAGAUUUUAAUCCAGCAAUGAAUAUUCCAUUUCAGACUUGAUUACCAGGAAAGGAUAAACUGAACUUAGACUGAUCGGGGUCAAUCUGGCAUUUUGUUCAUUAGUCUCUCUGUAGGCUCAUUCAGUCAGUUACGGUCUAUAAUCGGCUCUGUUGAAUAUGGUAUAGAGAGAUGUCGGUAAGAAAAGAAAGAUCUUUUUGUAUGAUAAAAGUUUCCCACAUCUCUCCUGUCAAUUAUGGUCCUUAACUAAGUGGCAUAUGCCUUUUUCCAUUGUGUGCUUGACUUCAGUAAUUCUUUUUCAUGGUUGGGCGUUUAGUGUUACUGUGAGGUUGAUCCCUUGUUGAUAGCCUAGAAGCUGCAUUUUUGAACUACAGAAUCUGCAGCUUGUAGCAAAUGAUUACUGGUCCAUAUGCAUAGGAACAUAGAAUGAGCAAUGAUUACUGGUCCAUAUGCUUACUGGUGUGAAUAAGAGGGAAGCCAGAUUCUCACACCGUGCAGAACUCUUGGUAACGGGAGUUAUAGGUGUAGUUCUUAGGAGGGUUAUGGUUGGAAAAGGAAACACCAUAUCACUUUUUGUUUUUCUUACCAUUUCAUUGUGAAAUUUAGGUGCAAGAGGGUAACAUUAUCUUUUUUUAUCAGGUAGUCAGUGCAAUAAAUUGCGCCAGGAGAGGUUGGGUCAAUGUAGAUAUGGACAUCAUUGCCUGUGAAUCCUGCAGGGCCCGUCUCUUCUUUUCUACUCCAUCAUCUUGGGCACAACAACAAGUUGAGAAAGCAGCCUCUGUUUUCAGCUUAAAGCUGAAUAAUGGACACAAGUUACUCUGUCCAUGGGUUGACAAUGCCUGUGAUGAAAAGCUAGCACAGUUCCCUCCUACCUCACCUGCAGAUUUGGUUGACAGUUACAAGAAGCGAUGUGCUUCAGUAUUGCAACUUUUGGAGCUACCCGUGAUCUCGUCAACAGCCAUCGAUCACAUGAGUAGCCCUUUGUUAGAACAUUUCCUUAAGAGUCCCCCAGCUCUAGAAUAUGUCAAUGGACAUGAUAAUGUUUCUGCCAGAGGUUUUGGGGAUGAACGUGAAGAAGUUUUGCCUGUCUUGUACUAUCAGGCAUUUUUUCAGGCACAAAAGCUCAUAAGUUUAUGCGGUUGGGAGCCUCGGUUGUUACCUUAUAUAGUUGACUGCAAGGAUGUACAGGAUCAAUCUAUAAAAGGUGGAACUCUCCCUGAUCCUUCUGAAGCUUCUAAUGCACAAAAUGCUAGCCUUACUGUAUAUACUUCUCGCACUGCUGAAAAUGUAGAGACAAAUCAAAGUCCUGCUACUGGAAGUGAGCAGUAUGAUCAUACGUCUGUGGUUCUAGACUGUAGGCUUUGUGGAGCUAGGGUUGGUCUAUGGGCUUUCCGUACAACUCCUCGGCCAGCAGAGUUUGUUAGACUUAUUGGACAUGCAGAAUUAAAUGAAGAAAAUGAGGCUGCUUGUCAAAUGGAUGAUGCCAAUCACCCUAAUGUAGAGACUUCUCAUGCUGCGAAAGGAGAACAAACAGCUAGUAUUGCUAAGAUUGGUACAACAUCCUCAAGUAGAAAUCUUUUGAACUUGACAAUUGCAGGUGGUCCACCACCUGCGGAGCAGAACUUCCGCCCCACAAUUUCAUUGCCUGUCGUUGGACAAAACCUUAGGAGACGUUUUUCAUCUGCAUUUGAAUCUGUUGAUGGUGAUCAACAACCAUUUAAGGCGUUAUCUCAGGUAGGAAAAGAGCACAUGAGGUUGGUACAAAAAACGAACGAAGAUGCACAUCAUAGUGCUACAAGUAAUGGAUCAGUUGAUGGAGUUGACAAUGGUGGUCACAUGUCAGUGGGAGGAGAUGUUAUCAUGAAAACUGCAACUUCUGGAACCAAUAAACCGUAUACUGCUACUACAGAUCAGUUGGAAAAUGUUGAUGGCAAAAGUUCGAAUAGUGGUGACAAUACACCAGAAGAUCUAGCUAAUGUUGAGACUCUUAAUACGGUUACAGGGGAUCUUCAUAGUCCUGAAGAUGAAGGAAGUUCCAAAACGCUUGGUAUUGAGGACUCAGCUCUAGAUCAUGCAGCUAGUUUGAACAAUGUGCUAGAUACAAGCUUGGCUGUCAAUGACAAUGUGCAACAAAGUCCAGUGAUUGAUAAAAAUUGCAACAAACAAGUAAAUAACCGGGAUUGUGGUGAACAGACCCCAGGGCUCCCUUUGAAGUCCAGUUCAGCUUACUUGGAGGAUUCAAAGCAACCAUCAGCUGCAAAAGCAAUGGAGCUCGAUCCAAUAAAGCAGCAUAGACAUUUUUGUCCCUGGAUUGCUUCAAGUGGGAAGUCAGCUCCUGGAUGGAAACAAACUCUAUCUGCUCUAGAACGCCAGAAAGAGUUCAUUUAUCCAUCAGCGACAACCCAAGCAUCGUCUUCACUCAUUGAGGUGGAAGAUCCCGUUGGUUCCGUCAAAAAGCUUCUCACACCCCCUUCAGCUAAAAGAAAGAAGUUCACUUAUGGCUCAAGUUAAAGACAGCCCACCAUCAGCGUAAAGCCUCAGAUAAACAUGUAUUGUCAAGUAAGAUGCUUUUGUCGUUUGUUUAAACCGUUUAUUCAUUUGCUAUUCCAAUUAGCAGUACUAGGUUCCCUUUUUAGGGUUUGUAUCCAAUUUUGAUAUAUUUUGGUGACUGCCUUUGCCCUGCUUAACAUAGCCAGAAACUGAAGAUUUAUAUUGUA
Cynara cardunculus var. scolymus (artichoke) is the source of this 3979-nucleotide messenger RNA. RefSeq lists its product as uncharacterized. Lineage: Eukaryota; Viridiplantae; Streptophyta; Magnoliopsida; Asterales; Asteraceae. Gene Ontology annotation, molecular function: zinc ion binding. The coding region runs from base 1950 to 3773 and encodes 607 amino acids. Gene Ontology annotation, cellular component: nucleus. The transcript is spliced from 6 exons. The record is from RefSeq and is a predicted model, not a curated record.